AUUCGCUGUAGCCUACUACAACAGCGCAUUAUCAUAACAGUGUUGAGAUUUGUUGUUUGCGAAUAGUCUGUCUCAUAUGACCAAUCGUGUUUCAGAGGGGCGGGGAACGCCACGCAGUCUCUCUGUAGCUAAGGUGGCUGAUUCUCCAGGAGGGAGUGGGAUGUGGAGAGAUGUGUUUAUAGCUCUGAAUUUCAGUUCUCAGUCAAGCAUCACGUGUAAUUGAAGAGAUUCCUUACGGAUUUUCUUGCGGUAGCCUACCUAUAAAGAGAAUUACCAAGUAGAAGAGAGACGCGCAUUCCGACCCUCAUCACUUUUGUCGUCUCACCUGCACAAGCGGUGAACAGGAGAGGUACCUUAUCAUGGAUCAGGAGAAAUGCUUACCGGAGCUGAUGGCCGAGAAAGAUACGCUGGACUCCUCAUUUGUUCAUGCAAUGCGUCUGCUUGCCGAAGAAAUUGAAAAGUAUGAGGGGGAUGAGUUGAGAAAAGACGGUGACGUCAAGAAAUACCUUGAUGUCAUCAGUAACAAAAACAUCAAGCUCUCGGAAAGAGUACUCAUCCCAGUUCAACAGUACCCAAAGUUUAAUUUUGUUGGGAAGCUGUUGGGUCCACGGGGCAAUUCCAUGAAAAGAUUACAAGAAGAAACAGGAGCAAAGAUGUCCAUCCUCGGAAAAGGCUCCAUGAGGGACAAAGGAAAGGAAGAAGAGUUGAGGAAAAGUGGAGAGGCCAAGUAUGCCCAUUUGAGUAACGAUCUCCACGUUUUAAUUGAAGCCUUCGCUCCUCCUGGAGAGGCCUAUUCCCGCAUGAGCCAUGCCUUGGAGGAGAUUAAGAAAUUCCUAGUUCCAGACUACAAUGAUGAGAUCAGACAGGAGCAGCUGAGGGAGCUCUCCUACUUGAACGGAGGAUCAGAAGACACCAGCAGAGGGAGGACUGUACGUGGGCGGGGCUUACGACUGGCUUCCACCACAAACACACGGGCACGGGGAGGUGCGGCCCCACCACCUCCACCAGUCAGGGGGGCAGCUGUACCCAGGGGAACAGUGGGUAAGCGGAGUGUCCUGCCACAAGCCACAUUAACGAGAGGAGUACCCGCUCCCAGGGCCAGGGGAACACCAGGGAACCCCGGAUACAGACCCCCACUGUUACCCAUCACACACGAAUCAUACGACGACUACGGCUAUGAUGAUGGAUAUGACGGUGAAUAUGAUGACCAGAGUUAUGAUGCCUAUGAGGAGAACUACAGCAAUCAGUCAAAGAGCAUUUCUGAAUAUUACGAAUAUGGCCAUGGAACCAAUGACGAAGCCUACAACAAUUACGAAGAGGAGUGGACUACAACCCGUCCGACACUCAAAGCCCCAACAGCAAGGCUCUCACGAGGGGGCUACAGAGAACAUCCCUAUGGUGUAACAUAUUGUGUGAACUGUUCAAUAAGGGGAGUGUGAGAGUAUGGAACACACAGUAAACUCUUCCCUGGGGACCGCAGAGUGCCUCCGCCUAUCUGAAGUGCUGGGCACAACCAGAAAUUAGCCUUGUGCAAAUGAGCAUGGUAAGUAUCUGGAAGCUUUCGUGCACGCCUGCUGUAAAAUUAAUACAUUUUGUCCUCAAUACCUGUUACAAAGAAACCUUUCAACAAACUAUAGGGGUUGGGUUGCCAAAGAAUGGGCACAGCCUUUUGUUAAUGAACCCUAUCAGCCAUUCGGAGAGAAAGCCAGUGCUUCUAGCUUUCUGCUCUGAACCAUAACUUAUAUUUGUGCUGCAAUCCAAAACCCGAAAAGUAUGUGGGCUACAAAAUAUCUUUAUAACACAAAUAAAAGGCUGUAUAUGUCACAGCAGUUGUGUCUCCCAGCAAUUAGGGGUUGAAUAGGUACAUAUAAGAGUGGAAAACAUAACCUACAUACAAGCAAAUGCAUAUUCAGGUUUCAGUAAAAGGCUACUGAUUCAUCUGUUGUGAGUUCUUUGUUGAUUUUGAAAAGCUUUUGAAACCGUUACAUUUAGCCUGUAGAGAGGGAUUUACUUCCUAUCUUUUCACACUCUUGUAACAUCAAACGAUUUGCUGAAGGACAACUGCUGAAGGACAAUUGGGC
Messenger RNA from Salvelinus sp. IW2-2015, 2081 nucleotides. RefSeq names its product KH domain-containing, RNA-binding, signal transduction-associated protein 2. NCBI's taxonomy places the organism in Eukaryota, Metazoa, Chordata, Actinopteri, Salmoniformes, Salmonidae. Gene Ontology annotation, cellular component: nucleus. Gene Ontology annotation, biological process: regulation of alternative mRNA splicing, via spliceosome. Gene Ontology annotation, molecular function: poly(A) binding; mRNA binding. The record is from RefSeq and is a predicted model, not a curated record.